Messenger RNA from Miscanthus lutarioriparius, 729 nucleotides. The record is from the annotation of a GenBank genome assembly. NCBI's taxonomy places the organism in Eukaryota, Viridiplantae, Streptophyta, Magnoliopsida, Poales, Poaceae.
AUGGCCUCGGAGGAGGACAGUCGUUCCAUGGCCGGCGGCGAGCCUAAGGUGUCGGGGGCGCCGGUUCCGGCGCCAGCGAAGGGGAGGAUUUUGCACUUACAAAUGUGCAGGCUUGUGGGGAAGAUUGCGCUGAUCACAGGAGGAGCAAGUGGGCUUGGGAAGGCGACGGCCCGUGAGUUCAUCCAGCAGGGCGCCGCCGUAGUCAUCGCCGACGUCUACUCAAAGCUGGGCCUUCAAACUGCCGGGGAACUCGGCCCUCAGGCCCACUUCGUCCACUGCGAUGUCACCGUCGAGGAGAGCGUCGCCGGGGCCGUGGGCGUCACGCGGUCUGGCCGGCUCGACGUCAUGCUCAACAGCGCCGGCGUCGCCGGCUCGUUGGCCGGCACGUCGAGGAUGGCCGAACUGGACCUGGCGCAGCUCGAUGCCGUCAUGGCCGCGAACUCAUGGGCCUACCUAGACUACCCUUUGGGCCCACCACUACCGAUGGUGGUCGAGCAAUUCUCGACUAUGCUCGGCGGCGCCGCCGACGAAGAGCAGGUGGCGGCGAUCAUUAGGGGUCUAGGCGAGCUGAAAGGCGCGACAUGCGAGGUGGUGGACGUGGCGAGGGUCGCUGUGUACCUGGCCUCUGACGACGCCAAGUACGUGUCCGGGCACAACCUUGUGGUUGACGGCGGAUUCACGAGCUACAAACACCUGAACCUUCCCUUCCCUACCAAGCCACAGGAGUGA